AUGGCUUUCGACGACGAUGACCCCACGGCCAUCGCGCCCGGUUUCACGAACACCAGCACCCCAAGCUCCUUCGAGGAUGUCCCUACCGCCGCACCGAUCACCGACGAUGACGGCGCCGAUGGCGAGGACGGCGACAAGAUGCAGGACUUCCGCCACUUCGCCUCACUCCUCCCCAAUAAGAAUGGCGGCGGCGGCAGUUACAAGACCAAGCAGCAGGCCUCGGGCCGAUCGAUCCGCCGCGGCGAAAAGGACUUCGAGGCUCACGGCACGCGCGCGCAGGACGGCGUACUGGAGGACAGCCGCGGCGCCAUGCACGAGGUGCUGAGCUACACGCGAUACCAUAAAAAAGACGUCCUGCGCGGGUGGUAUUUCCCCGACCGGUGGACGGAUAUGCCUGCCGAGCCUGAGGACGGCGCUACGGAGAGCGGAGGGGAGAUUUGUGAGGGAAAGGGAGAAGGAGAGGGGACGGGGCUGGCGCUGGGACUGUUUGCGAGGGAAAGGGUUGUGGUGCUCGAUGCGGACAGGGGCAACUUCCUCACGACGAUGGGGAGGGUCGUCACGGGCGUCGGGGCUGUGGCGGAGCGGAAUCGCAAUACGCCCGGCUGGCUUCGGACCUGGCUGCUGCCUGAGGAGGCGCUGUAUCUGGUCGAGCGUGGGUCGCUGGACUUGUGGUGGCCGUCGCGCGGGAUCGAGGAGGUGAUGCCCGUUCCGGCUCAGAAGGAGGAGGGAAGAGAGGACAAGGGUGGUGAUGAUGUGGAAGAGAAGGAGCAGCUCGUGGACUACGACCUUGGGGUUCCGAUCAGUCUGCAGGCGGCAUACGCUCUGUUCAUAGGGCAAGACGGCGAGAGGGGCAAGGUCAGCCUCGAGAAGUACCAGGUCUAUGCGAAUCUGCGGCGGACGGGAUACAAGGUACUGCGCGCAUCGGCACUAUCGCCACUGCCUCCCAUACCAGAAUCGCAACCGCCACCCACCUCGCUGUGGCAAUGGUUGUUCUCGCUGCUGCACAAGGACAACGACGAGCCCGCAGAGAUCACCCCACCAGCGACACAUCCCCGUCCAUACGGGCCCCUCGUCCAACCAGGCUUCUACCGCUCCUACUGCCCCAUCUUCACCCAACUCGCCCUCAUCCCGCGCCACAAACCCGGCCCCGUCCUCCCCGACCUCUCCUCCCGCCAGCCGCCGCAGGAGCCCUUCAAGAUCCACUACCACAUCUGGAACAACAGCUCGGUCUUCACCAAGACGCGACCCUCGCCGCCCGACUUCCGCAUCGCCGUCGUCGACGCCCGCGGCUCCGCCGUGCCCGACCUCGAGCAGAUGGCCGGCAUGCUCGAGUCCACACCCUGGGACCCGCCCGCUGUUGGAUCCCAACAAGACCAGAAGAAUCAGAACCCGACGAAUGCGAAUGUGGGGCUCAUGUAUCGAAGGCUGAAGCAUGCGUGGCGUAAUGCCGUCGUGGCCGUCGUGGACCGCGGGCUGAUUAGCUAUCUAAGGUUUGGCGAGAUGGCGUUUGGGGAGGAGAGGCUGUAUGAGCGGAUUGGGGGCGGGAGGGGUGGGAAGGGGGGUAGGGGUGGGAGGGGAGGACGUGGGGGUAGGGGUGGUAGGGGGAGAAGGAGAGGGACGGGACGGGGAGGAUGA
This is a messenger RNA of Anthostomella pinea, 1635 nucleotides long. The record is from the annotation of a GenBank genome assembly. NCBI's taxonomy places the organism in Eukaryota, Fungi, Ascomycota, Sordariomycetes, Xylariales, Xylariaceae.